Messenger RNA from Porites evermanni, 5521 nucleotides. The record is from the annotation of a GenBank genome assembly. Lineage: Eukaryota; Metazoa; Cnidaria; Anthozoa; Scleractinia; Poritidae.
AUGGUCCUUACGCUGAAGAUUCUCAAAGCCACUGGUCUUCCAGCCAAGGACUUCAGCGGUACAAGUGACCCGUUUGUGAAAAUUUUACUUCUUCCAGACAAGAAACACAAAAUGGAAACUCGGAUUAAGAGAAAAAACCUUCAUCCCAUAUGGAACGAAGUGUUUCGUUUUGAAGGAUUUCCGCACAAUAAGUUACUGAGUCGAACUUUAUAUCUACAAGUUUUGGACUACGAUCGUUUCUCGCGAAACGAUCCUAUUGGGGAAAUAGAGAUCCCGCUAAGUGACAUAGACUUGGGGCCUACCACCCUCACAUUUUGCAAGGACCUUCACCCCUGUAAACGCCAGGUAUGUUAUAUAUUUGCUUUGAUCAUUUUACGCGUUUUUCAAGCAUAAUAACCACUAUUUUUGUUUCGUGCAAACGAAAUGCCGCCUUAUCUUUAAUCUUGUAGUUUUGAAGAUGGGUUUCAUUGAGCGAUAAAAUUAGAUUUGAAGUAGACUACGAAAAAGGUGUUCCUUGGAAUUUAAAAAUAACAAAAAAUGAAUUCUGACGCCUCGAUAAAAGAGGAAAUUAUUUUCCAUAGUUUGUCCUAAUUUUUCCAUUUCGCCAGAUAAAAGGACGCUUUCGGGUAUUAUUUUAAUCAAAGAAAUAAUACAUCGUGGCAGAUGGAUAGCUUAUCUUCGCAGCUGAAGUACUUUCCGCAUAAUGCCGUUUUUAAUGUAAAAUUUGAAUACUUUAAAAUGUGGCGCAUUUUACACUUUGGAUAGAAAUUUAAGUAGCGUACGAAAAAUUUUUUUUAGGUCUAAAGAGCAAGGAAACUUAUAAGAGUCGAUCAAAGUGUCCAAAACAAUAACAAAAUAACUUUGGCAUAAAACUAAGAGAUUAAAUUAAUAAUUUACAGACAAGGUGACCGGAUAUAGCUUUAACACCUGAAGCCUGACCGAACUAACAUGCUCUGUUUCAACCACCACUAAGAAACAUCUGAUCAAUGGGAAAUCCACAUUGCACAAAUCAAAACUAAAAUACUGAUCCUCUUACAGUUUAAACAGAUAUUUUCAGAUUUAGUAUUUUUGUUUUUCACUUAACUCAGUAGCCCAACAAUAUAGUAAUUGUCUUCAGUUAUGAAUACAUUAACAUUUUUUUAAAAGUAAUUUGAGGGGAAAAAGACAUUGAAAGUUAUCUUAAAUUUUCCCAUUCAAUGAUUAGUAAAAUUAAAGAUAUUAAGACUUUUAUCAGUCCAGAAAGGAAAUUUUAUCCACGAGGAAAUUAAUGAUAUUUAUAAAUAAACCAGUACAUCGCCGGCCACGUCUUACUAACUGUGUGGGCUGUUCAUGUGAAGACAAAAAAAAUAAUUAACAAUUUCGGUAUAAUACAUUUAAAACAUAGUUUAACGAUAUUUCUGAAUAUUCGAGUGUUUACGAGAGAGAUAAAGAACUUACUUAGAUGAAAAUAUACCCUGCGGUCUUCUCCAUUUUAUAAUCAUAGAAUAUUCGCUUCAAUUUCACGUUAAGCAAGAUGUUGAACACCCUCAAAAAGGUCGGAAAAGCUAAACUGAAGGUAAAUGAAGGAAAUCUAUCGCUCUCACACUGAGAAGAAAUUUUGCGCAUAAUUAAUUAAAGAUAAAUGCUCAAUAUUGUAGCCCGAGGAUAUUCUAUUUAGAAUAGACUGCUUGUAGUCUGCGGUAUAAGAUGGGGCUAUAUAAUAAAAUAUUGCCAGCGAAAUUUUUAUGACCUUUACAUCUAAAAAGCUGUCAUUCGGUGCGAAAGGCUUUGAUUGAUUUUUAUUCUAUAAAAGAAUCACUUUUACAUUCCGGAAUAUACUCUUAAUAUACUCUUAAGCAAUCCCUCUCUAUUUCAGUUGCUUAUCUUUAUACCUAUUUUUGCGAGUUGAAAUUGCGUUAUCAAAUUUUUUUAAUAAAAAAAUUAAUGAUCAAAAAUCUUUCAUAACCUCAGCAGGAGUUAUGGGAAAGUCAUUUAAUUUUUAAAACAAUGUACAUUUUAAAAUGUAGCACAUCAGAAAGUUACAGGCCUAAAAUACAAAAAGACAAAAAAUAUAUCUAAAUUAUAUAUGAAAUAAAGAUAGCAACUUGACAGACCCAAUUCAUUUUGACGAGCCAGCUGAUCGUGAGUAUGCAUUGUACGGCAACUACCAGUCUUGCAGAGAGAUAAGUAGCUUAAGGACACCGUCAAUUGUCUGAGAAAAGUAAUUAUUAAUUAAAAUUGCAUGAUGUCAAAGGUUCAUUUGACACUGGCUAUCAUUUCAAAUCUAAUUUACCCUGCGUAGGUGUAUACGUAUUUAUGUUAACAAAACCAAAAUGUUUACAUAGGGAGACAUAUGAUCUCAAAAAGUAAAGAAAAACAUUGACUGCCUGAAAUAUGCGUAAAAAAGAAUGAGCGACAGUUUGUUUCACUCAUCAGUCAAGCUAUUGUAGCAAGUCAAAAACAGUACACUAUGUUGCCUUAUGAUCUGAUUAUUUUUCAGAUACAGUAUUCGCACACUUAUUAUAUCAAUGGAUUGACAGGAGAUUUUGAGUAAAUAAAACAUCAAAUGUGGUGUAAUUGAAACAAGGGCUAAUGAAAAAUGUUUCAUGGUGGAGACUGUUUCCUAGCAAAAAGAUUCAUUGAAACUGUCUUGUUGAUUUAUUUAGAUCGAAGGUUGUCUUAUAAAUUAAACAAGAGCCAUGAUGAAUUUUGGUUGCUCUAUUAAUUACAGAGUUUUGAUCUUGUCUUAUAUAAAGGGUACACUAUGAUAUUAAAUGAUCCAGCCUGCCGCUCUACUUCACAACUUAAACUUUACUUCGUAAAUAACAGCUGUAACCCAAAUGAAAGGCAAAAAAAUUGUCUUGAAAAAUUAAUGAAAUGUGUGAUUUGUAUUUGAUUUGUUGAUGAUCUGGACAGAGGAAGCUAGGUGUAAGUGCGCAUCUCCAUUUGGCAGAUAGCUUUGACAGGACUCCCAUGUAUGUUAGGAGGAAAGCUGUGAGAAAGGCUGACACCCUUGGUAGACAACUCUGUAUGGCACAAACCUCUAUUAUUUUUUUAAGAAGUCAACACUGUAGGGAAGCCAUCCCUAUUAGGCAGACAUCCCUGUCAUGCAGACACCUCUCUAAGGCAGAGACACCCUUGAUGGGCAUACACAUAUGUUAGGCAUAUACCCCUGUAAUGUACACACCCAUCUAAGGCAAACACCCUGUAAGGCAACCUUGGCAGACACUUUGUUAAGGUAGACACCCGGUUAGGCAGACACCUCUCUCAGGUAGAGAUUCUUAUAGGCAAAUACCCCUGUUAAGCAAACACCCUUGUAAAGUACAUCCUUUCCACAGCAGACACCUCUUUUAGGCAGUAGAAACUCCUGAUGAGCAAACACACCUGUUAGGUAUACACCCUUGUAAGGAAUACACCUCUCUACAGCAAACACCCCCUGUGAGCUGGCAGACAUCUCUCUAAGGUAGAAACUCCUGAUGGGCAAACACUCCUUUUAGGCAAAUGUCCCUGUAAGGUACACACAUUUCACAUUCGUCUAAGGCAGACACCCCUGUUAGACAGACACUCCUGUAAAGUAAACACCCCUGUAGGGCAGACAGUCCUAGAAGGUAGACACCUCUCUAUGGCAGACACCCAUGUUGGGCAGACAUGCUGGUAGUGUACCCACCCCUUCACAGUAGAUACCUCUCUAAUACAGAGUCCCCUGCAGGGCAGGAACCUCUGAACGGUAAACAUCUUUUAAGGCACCUCUCUAAGGUAGAAAUCCCUGUUGCGCAAACACCGUGUUAAGCAUACACCUAUGUAAGGUGGGCACCCUGUUAGGCAGACACCCCUGUUAAACGUACACCUCUAUAAGGUGGGCACCCUGUUAGGCAGACACCCCUGUAAGGUAGACAAGUAUUUAAAGCACACAAACUUGUUAGUCAGAUGGUAGGUAGACACACCUCUCUAAAGCAGACACCUCUGUAGACAUCUCUGCUGGGCAGACACACCUGUUGGACAGAUGCCUUACUAAGCAGACUCCUUGUCAGUCAGACACCUCUAAAUGGUAGACAUGCCUGUAGGGCAGACAGCCCUGCCGAGUAGACACCUCUUUAAGAAAGACACCCCUGUAUGGUAGACACACCUGUAGAGCAGACAACUCUCAUGGCAGACAAACUUGUAAGGGAGAAACACUUGUUAGGUAGACAUGGACUUUGUAAACAGCAGAUAAUGCUGUUCAUCAGAGUUUGAAAAGGUGCCCCGGAUGUCCGUCUCACAGAGAGUGUGUGUUAGCGUAAUUCUUCUGAAUAUCCAUGUAUUUUCUGACAAUCAAUCUGUUCCAAUUGCAACAGGAACACCUGGGUGAUCUCCUAGUAUCUAUGAUGUACCAACCUACUAAUAACAGAAUUGUGGUGGUUGUUAUGAAAGCCGCAAAAUUAAAGAAAAUGGACUUAAUUGGAUCUUGUGGUAAGAUUUUAAGUCUCUGUUGCAUGUCUUUAAAAAUCUUAUGAGUGUGACAGUUGUAACCCUUUCACUCCUACAGUCCAGAACAGAACUUGUUACCAUAGUCCUAACUUUUGGGGCUGUAAACAAGCAGUUACGUUGCACCCAUUUAAACGAAACCUCUUUUAUAAGUCACUAUGGUGCUAUUUGGUUUUCUGAGAAAAAAAUUAUUUAGAUCUGAGACAUUCUUUGGAGUGAAAGGUAAACCUGAAGGAUGCAGAUGCCACACCAUUCAAAAUAUUUAACAGGUUUUAAUUUCUUGGGCUACAAUGUGUUUUUUUACUGGUUAUGUUUUACACCCUACACACAUCCUGUCCUUCUAUCCCAAGUACUCAGAUAUAUUAUUUUUUAUCUGACUUUACCCACAAAAAAAUUAUGAAGCUGUUUAAUCUCCACAAACAUGACUUUAUAAAAUUGUUUGUUCAAAUGUUAGAUCCUUAUGUGAAGAUUUACUCCAUGCAUGGAGGAAAACGCUUAGACAAGAAGAAAACUACCAUAAAGAGAAGAAAUAAGGAUCCAGUGUGGAAUGAAUCCUUUAUUUUUCACGUCCCAGUCGACAAACUAAGAGACAUUACAUUCGUAUUUACUGUAAUGGACUAUGACCGUGUCACACAAAAUGAAAUGAUUGGUCAAGUUAUUCUAGGGUACCGUACCACAGGAACCUCAUUGCGGCACUGGACAGAUAUGAUGGGCAACCCUAGGAAGCCUGUGGCACAGUGGCACAGACUACAACUUUACUGAUGUUAAUUAAAAUGUGAAAAUUGUAAUUUUUCCAAGACUACUGCUAUCUCAUACUCUCAGUUAUUAAAACAAGGUCUAAGAAUAAACUUCUUACAUCAAGAUACCCAUAGAACAUGAAUUUGUUUCACAUGGUGAUGAGUUAUGUAUGAGAUACGGUGGUCUACUCCAUUCUUAUGCUGUAAAUAUGUCAUCAUGCUAAUUUAAUUAUCGGAAAAUGUAAAUCUACCCUCUUCUUAUAAAAGGUCAGCUGAGAUUUCAGCUACUUGACCUAGGAGUCAUGAAUGUAAUUAAUCAACAGUUUUAUCUAUUUAAUUAC